Mustela lutreola (European mink) is the source of this 3648-nucleotide messenger RNA. It is a transcript of the gene MYC, whose product is annotated as MYC proto-oncogene, bHLH transcription factor. The transcript has 3 exons. NCBI's taxonomy places the organism in Eukaryota, Metazoa, Chordata, Mammalia, Carnivora, Mustelidae. Bases 615 to 1934 code for a protein of 439 amino acids. Gene Ontology annotation, molecular function: protein dimerization activity; RNA polymerase II cis-regulatory region sequence-specific DNA binding; DNA-binding transcription factor activity, RNA polymerase II-specific. Gene Ontology annotation, biological process: positive regulation of cell population proliferation; regulation of transcription by RNA polymerase II. The record is from RefSeq and is a predicted model, not a curated record.
ACCCCCGAGCUGCGCUUCUCCCCGCGGCCGCUGCUGCCGCCGCCGUCGCUGCGCCCCGGUCGCCGCCUGGCUUCCAGCCGGCCUUGGGAAGGGCAGGGCUAUUCAGAGCUUGGCGGGAAAAAGAGAACAGAGGGAGGCGGGAUCGUGGUUGCAGUAUAAAACCCGGUUUUCAGGCUUUAUCCGACUCGCUGUAGUAAUCCCAGCGAGAGACAGAGGGAGCGAGCGGGCGCGCCCGCUAGGGUGGAAGUGCAGAGCGAGCCGAGCGAGCCGAGUGGCGCUCCGGGCGCCCGGGGAAGAGAGAUCCGGAGCGAAAAGGGGCUUCGCCUCCGGCCCAGCCGCCCCCAUCCCACCCGGCCCGCCGACCCGUGCCAGCCGGGCACAGCCCCCCGCCGCACCCACGAAACUUUGCCCAUUGCUGCGGGCGGACACUUCCCCUGGAACUUACAAGACCCGAGCGAGAGCGCGACUCUCCGGACGCGGAGGGGCUCUUCUGCCUAUUUGGGAAGACAGUUCUCCCCGCCGCUGCCCGCGACCGGCUCCUCUGAAAGGCGCUCCUCGCUGCUCUUUGGACGCUGGAUUUCCUUCGUAUAGUGGAAAACCCGCAGGCUGCAGCGAUGCCCCUCAACGUCAGCUUCGCCAACAGGAACUAUGACCUCGACUACGAUUCGGUACAGCCUUAUUUCUACUGCGACGAGGAGGAGAACUUCUACCAGCAGCAGCAGCAGAGCGAGCUGCAGCCGCCGGCCCCCAGCGAGGAUAUCUGGAAGAAAUUCGAGCUGCUGCCCACCCCGCCGCUGUCCCCGAGCCGCCGCUCGGGGCUCUGCUCGCCCUCCUACGUUGCAGUCGCGUCCUUCUCCCCCAGGGGGGACGACGACGGCGGCGGCGGCAGCUUUUCCACCGCUGACCAGUUGGAGAUGGUGACCGAGCUGCUGGGAGGGGACAUGGUGAACCAGAGCUUCAUCUGCGACCCGGACGACGAGACCUUCAUCAAAAACAUCAUCAUCCAGGACUGCAUGUGGAGCGGCUUCUCGGCCGCCGCCAAGCUGGUCUCUGAGAAGCUGGCCUCCUACCAGGCUGCGCGCAAGGACAGCAGCAGCCCGAGCCCCGCCCGCGGGCCCGGAGGCUGCUCCACCUCCAGCCUGUACCUGCAGGACCUGAGCGCCGCCGCCUCCGAGUGCAUCGACCCCUCCGUGGUCUUCCCCUACCCGCUCAACGACAGCAGCUCGCCCAAGCCCUGCGCCUCCCCGGACUCCACCGCCUUCUCUCCAUCCUCGGACUCUCUGCUCUCCUCGGCCGAGUCGUCCCCGCGGGCCAGUCCCGAGCCCCUGGCGCUCCACGAGGAAACACCACCCACCACAAGCAGCGACUCCGAGGAAGAACAAGAGGAUGAAGAAGAAAUUGAUGUUGUUUCUGUGGAAAAAAGGCAGCCCCCUGCCAAAAGGUCAGAAUCAGGGUCACCCUCGGCAGGAAGCCACAGCAAACCCCCUCACAGCCCACUGGUUCUUAAAAGAUGCCAUGUGUCCACCCAUCAGCACAAUUACGCAGCGCCCCCCUCCACCAGGAAGGACUAUCCAGCUGCCAAGAGGGCUAAGUUGGACAGUGGCAGAGUCCUCAAACAGAUCAGCAACAACCGCAAAUGUGCCAGCCCCCGGUCUUCAGACACCGAGGAGAAUGACAAGAGGCGGACACACAACGUCUUAGAACGCCAGAGGAGAAACGAGCUGAAACGGAGCUUCUUUGCCCUGCGAGACCAGAUCCCAGAGUUGGAAAACAAUGAAAAGGCCCCCAAGGUAGUCAUCCUUAAAAAAGCCACCGCAUAUAUCCUGUCCGUCCAGACAGAGGAGCAGAAGCUCAUUUCAGAAAAGGACUUGUUGCGGAAGCGGCGAGAACAGUUAAAACACAAACUUGAACAGCUAAGGAACUCUGGUGCCUAAGUCCACCUAUGGGAGGGAGGAACUGGGAUUGCUCAUGAAUUCUCAUUUGUUACUAAGAGAAAGUAAGGAAAAAGGUUCCUUCUGACAGAACUGUAGCAACCUCUCCUAUCUGAACUUUUUUCAAAUGCAUGUUCAAGUGCAACCUCACAACCUUGGCUAAGUCUUAGGAUUGAAAGGUUUAGCCAUAAUGUAAACUGCCUCAAAUGGAACUUUGGACAUAAAAGAACUUUUUUUUAUGCUUGCCAUCUUUUUUUUUUUUUUUUCCUUUUAACAGAUUUGUAUUUAAGAAUUGUUUUUAAAAAAUGGUAAAGUUUACCCCACUUCCCCAUGUAAAUAUGGCCAUUAAAUGUAAAUAACUUUAAUAAAACGUUUAUAGCAGUUAUACAAGAAUUCAAACCAUGUAUUAUAAACCAUAAUUUUUUUUAUUUAAGUACAUCAUCCUUUUUAAAGUUGAUUUUUUUCUAUUGUUUUUAGAAAAAAUAAAAUACCUGGCAAAUAUAUAAUUGAGCCAAAUCUUAGAAGUUGUGAGUGUUUUGUUUCUUUUCUUGCCUUUUUUUUUUUUCCUUUCCAUUCUCUUUCCAUCAAUUCCGAGUCCCACCAUUUCACCCUCAAGGGAAUGAAUUUACAAAGAUGGGAAAAGAAGUUAUUUAAGAAAAGAGAGGGCUUUUCUUUGUUAAAAUGGGUCUGGGGCUUUAAGGUCUUUAUUUUCUCAGGGUUAUAAGAUGCUUCCUGGAGAUUGGUGAUAGGGCCAGAGAGAGUUGCUACAUGAAAGAAUGAACAGGCGGGUAGACUGGUCAGAAGGCAAAGGAUGCCAGUGGCUAAAGAUAAGUUAAGUAUACAAACGGGUAAGGGCUGGGGGUGGGAGGAAGAUGAAGAAACUCCAGCUGGGUUAACCCAUGCUACCCCACUGCUGCUUAACUACUAUUCCCUGGUGCUAGGCCCUUUACUCAGGUUAUCUCUAAAGUGCUCCAGGAGGCAAGUUAGUUAACCCUGUUUUACAAACAAUGAAAUAGACUCAGAGGGCUUUUGCAACUUCUCUCGGAGGGCCCACAGUCAGAGGCUGCCUCCAAAGUCCCCGUCCCAUUGAAAAAUACUUACCACUUCACUAUUAUGCCUUAGUUCAUCCUGGGUCUAAAGUGCUAAGGCCAGGAAUGCUUUUGCUUUGGGGUCUGAUGGACCAACUCGAGUAAUAGCCAUACUAACCUACUCUUAUGUCAGGCAUUCUUAGAAGCAUUUUCCUUGCAAUAAUUUCACUGCAAACCUAUGAAGGAAAUCAGCCCAAUGUUGAUUUCCCUAUAAUAGAAAGGGAAACUGAGGCACAGAAGACUCCGCUAGGUGCCCAGAGCCCACUGAUAAUGAACAGUAGAGCCAGGAUUCAAACCCAGGCAGUCCACUCAGCCUGUGCUCAAACACCCUGCCAAAAAGCCAGUGGGAAUAAACGGGCCACUCAUAAGAACAGGGGUUAGACCAAUCUAGUGGGUCACGUGCCAUAAAUCUCAACAUUGAGGCCCUGUAGGGCAUCAGUUCCCCUUUUGUUUGUUUCAUUUUGCUAUUUUGUUGUUCAUUGUUUCAUGUUUUUCUUUCUCUGAGAAACCCACAAGUCAUUCACUCCUACCUUAGCCAUUUGUUAAAUGCAAUUCACCCGUUUCUCCUGGGAAGCAGCCAGUUUGGAAUGCUACUGCUCAGAUCAUAAAAUAAAACAUACUUACUCUUU